GGACGGGACAGACGGGACAGAGGGACACCAGCGUGGGGCUGGGGAGCCACCAGGACGGGGGCCCUGUGCCCUGCUGGGAUGGAGAGCGCCCGGCCCAUCCUGUGCCUGCAGCUGUGGCUGUGGGUGCAGAGCUCUGCCCAGGAGCUCGACCCUGAGGGCAGGAACGUCUGCAGGUUCGCGGCCGGCCCGCAGUGCUGUCCCGGCUGGAGGCAGGAGGGGAGGGCGUGCACGGUCGCCGUGUGCGAGGGGGAGGACGCCUGCAGGGAGGGCGAGGUGUGCGUGAAACCCGGGCUGUGCCGCUGCCCACCCGGCUUCUUCGGAGCAGACUGCAGCUCCCGCUGCCCUGAGCAGUACUGGGGCCACGACUGCAAGCGGAGCUGCCCGUGCCACCCCAACGGGCGCUGCGACCCCGCCAGCGGCCGCUGCACCUGCGACCCCAACCACUGGGGAAGGCUGUGCCAGUUCCCGUGCCAGUGCGGCCCCCACGGCCGCUGCGACCCCCUGAGCGGCGCCUGCCACUGCGAGCCGGGCUGGUGGGCACCCAACUGCAAGAAGCAAUGCCCCUGCAACCCCUCCACGUCGCAGUGCGACCCCCUGAGCGGGCUGUGCCGCUGCCAGCCGGGCUGGUGGGGCCGGAGGUGCAGCUUCAAGUGCUCCUGCAACGUCUCACCCUGCGCGCAGGAGACGGGCAAGUGCGAGUGCCUGCCUGGCUACUGGGGACCGGCGUGCCAGCGGCGCUGCGACUGCGGGCACGGCUCCUGCAGCUCCGCCAGCGGCCACUGCACCUGCGAGCCCGGCUACCAGGGCAGGAGCUGCCGGGAGCCCUGCCCGGCGGGGAAAUACGGCCCUCAGUGCGUGCACAGCUGUGGGAGCUGCAAGCGCAGCCAGCCCUGCUCACCCGUGGAUGGUUUCUGCCUGGCCUGCCAGCCCGGCUGGAACGGGACCCUCUGCAAGGAUCCCUGUGCUCCUGGAUUCCAUGGGGAUGGCUGCCUGCAGCCGUGUCCCCGCUGCCUGCACGGGGAGCCCUGUGAUCCCCAGACCGGGUCCUGCCUGCGCUGUGACCCCGGCUGGACAGGACCCAGCUGCAACAGCUCCUGCCCUGUGGGCACCUUUGGUGAUGGCUGCCAGUUCCUCUGCCCUGAGUGUGUUUCAGGGAGCUGUGACCCCGUGACAGGAGUUUGCAUCUGCCAGGCAGGCUACUGGGGAGACAGCUGCAACAACACUUGUCCUGAGGGCUAUUUUGGAGUGAAUUGUUCCUCACCCUGCCAGUGCUCCCGGGGGACCUGUGACCCUGUGCAGGGUGACUGUGUGCUGAGUUUGAAGGACCACGGAGCCCUUGCAGCUGCCAUCCUUGUCCCUCUCCUGCUGUUGCUGCUCUGUGUUGCCUGCUGCUGCUGUGGUGCCGGCUCAGCAGAUGCCAGAGACAGGGCAGCUGUGCCAGAUGAUGGUGUGCUGGCCAGGAUGAAGCACCACGUGCAGGGGGUGUUGGCCAACCUCAGUGCUCUCAUGCCCUGCUUUAACCUGGGCACCUCAAAACUUCCCAAAGUCACAGUUUCCCACCACGACAUGGAAAUCCCCUACAACCCCAGCUUCAUCGAGCCCCCAUCAUCUGCGUGGGUUUCAGACAGCUCCUUCUCCUCCUUCGACACCGACAACGAGGGACCCGAGUACUCCGUCCCUCCCAGAGAAGGCAUCCCACUGCUGGGCGGGGCUGAGCUGCAGGACGGAGCAUCCCCCGCUGCCGAGGCGCUCCCGGACCCGUCCGCCUUCGACUCCGAGGAUGUCUCGCAGCCCUUCGCCAUCCCCCGCACGUCCAGCAUCGCCAAGGCCAAGCGUCCCUCUGUGUCCUUCGCCGAGGGGACAAAAUUCGGGGCUGCCGAGACGCCCAGCCCCAGCAGGAAGCCCAAGGCUCCGUGGGGCCCAUCCAGGCUGACCCCACCGCCGGGGGAUGCGGCGGCCGAGCCGCCCAGCGAGAGCCCGGCCAGCGAUUGCUACGAGAACGCCGAGCCCCUCAGCAAGGGGGACGAAAGCCACCGGCCAUCGCCCCGGGCCACGCCGGGGGGACGCCGCAGGGUGGUGUCCAGCACCAGGCAUGUGGCACAGAGAGUGGAGGCGCUGGAAGCGGCUGCGAGAUGCGGCAGCUGGGAGGCCAAGGGGAAGGAACCCAAUGUCACCACCAUCUACAUGAUGGUGGGAACGGCAGGGCACGACCCCAAGGCGGAGGGGACUGGCGAGGGACCGGUCCAGGCUGUGCUGAAGCGUCUGGGCAGCUUGCAGAAGGGCAAGUGGGCUGCGAAGGAGGAGCCCAAGGUGAGGAGGAGCAUGGAGGCCAUCCAGAAACCCCCUCGCCGGGCUCUGGCGCAGCGCAGGGACUCGGAGAACAGCUGCAAGCAGAGGGAGAGUGUGCCGGGGGCUCCUGCCGAGCCAGCCCCGGGCAAGCAGCAGCAGCAUCCCGCUGCCAAGAGACUGUCCCUCCUCCUCGCAUCCCUCUCGUCAAAAAGCACCGGUGCCCAGGACGGGGCCAGCGAAACGGCAGAGAAGGGGGAAAGCCCGGAGUUAGCUGGCAGCCUGGAAAGGAAGGGACAGGCUGCCGCGGAGGAAGAGCCGAAAUACGAGAACGUGGCCAGCAGCGGUGCUGAUUCGCCCUCCGGCCCCGGCAAGGAGCUGCCGGGCAGCGCUCCGGGCUCCUGAGCCGGCACCGCCCGGGCUGGGGCCGCGGGAGCACCGGGAGCUCCUCCAGCCCCGGCCUGGGCAGCCGAGCGUGCUCCGAGCUGGGAACUGGAGGAGCAUCGAGCCUUCCUGGUGACCCUCUCUGCUCUGGAGCUGUGAACUGGAGAAGCAUCGAGCCCUCCUGGUGACCCCCUCAGCUCCAGAACUGGGAACUGGAGGAGCAUCGAGCCUUCCCGGUGACCGCCUCUGCUCUGGAGCUGGGAACUGGAGGAGCAUCGAGCCUUCCUGGUGACCCCCUCUGCUCUGGAGCAGUGAACUGGAGGAGCAUCGAGCCUUCCCGGUGACCGCCUCUGCUCUGGAGCUGGGAACUGGAGGAGCAUCGAGCCUUCCUGGUGACCCCCUCUGCUCUGGAGCAGUGAACUGGAGGAGCAUCGAGCCCUCCUGGUGACCCCCUCUGCUCUGGAGCAGUGAACUGGAGAAGCAUCGAGCCCUCCUGGUGACCCUCUCUGCUCUGGGGCCACAGCGGGGCAGCCGGUGGGGUUGUGGUGCUCAAGGACUGUUUUCUGCUCCUCGCUGCCCUACCAGCCCCACUUGUGUCUGCACAGCCCCGGGGGACAGCGAUGCUCUGGGUGCUGUGGUGGCACCCUCAAGUCCGUGUCACCACUGGGCUGCUGAGUGCUCAGCUGGGAAAUGCGUGCACAAAAUCCACUCUCACCCCAUCGGUUUUCACCUUUCCCUGCCCCAAAUCCCCUGAGCUUCUUGCUGGAAAGGUGCUUCUCACUAAAGGGGAGUGUUUUGUGGAGCUGGGCUGAGGAGAGAUGAUGGGCUGUCACAAGCAGCUUCAGAGAAAAUUAAUUUUAGCUGCUUAUCUCAAAGGGUAUCUGGGUCUGCAGGGGUUUAUCUGUGUGGCUCUGCCUUCUGUGGCAGGGCCUGGCUGCCUUUGCUUCCACGUGGAAAAGCUCGUGGCAGGACACAGGGGGUAGUGACAGCCUUUUAAACUUCACACAGUUCCAAUCUGCAGUUGUGCAAACGUGGCAGCUGGGCGGUGACCAUCAACCUGUGCACCUGGUGCCGUGCUGAUAAGGAUGGAAGUUGCCUGGAAAAUGGGAUUUCCACGGGUGCCCUAAGCUCCUGCCACCUCCCACGCCUCAUUCCUGCUGUGAAGGCAGCUGAGAUGCUAAAGAGGAUUUGCAGAGUGAUCUGGUUUUAGAUGUAUCUAAGUAGUAGAAGGUUUUUGUGUAUUUUUUCUCUGUUAUUUCACUUGGUGUGAAAGCCUUGGAAUGAAAAUUAAAUGCCCUUCAGGA
Messenger RNA from Melospiza melodia melodia, 3974 nucleotides. It is a transcript of the gene SCARF1, whose product is annotated as scavenger receptor class F member 1. NCBI's taxonomy places the organism in Eukaryota, Metazoa, Chordata, Aves, Passeriformes, Passerellidae. Bases 79 to 2691 code for a protein of 870 amino acids. Gene Ontology annotation, molecular function: scavenger receptor activity; low-density lipoprotein particle binding. The record is from RefSeq and is a predicted model, not a curated record. Gene Ontology annotation, biological process: heterophilic cell-cell adhesion; dendrite development; neuron remodeling. Gene Ontology annotation, cellular component: membrane. The transcript is spliced from 11 exons.